AUGAACUUCCAGAAAUGCAGCUCUCACGCGCGCAGCGGUAUUCGGCUUCAGGACGGAUUGGAAAAUCGGGCAUUAUAUAGAGAAGAGAAGGAAUCCGAUAUUCGAGAAUCCGAGGGGAUAAGGUUGAAUAGUGAUAGUGGAAAUAGACGGGAUAUUAUCAGCACGAAAUUCAAAUUGGAUAGGCUUGACAGUGAAGGAAUGCAUCGGGCUUGGCACCAUCUUGACCCCAUUUGCCGCUGUGGCUUCCACUAUUCCCAGGCCUCCGGCAACUUUAACUCGCAACGUCGCAAUCUCGCCACCACGAAGCUUCCCCUGAUCCAAAAUCUCCGAUCCCCAUCCCAAACCCCUUUCAGCUUUGCCUCGCCAGGUCCGGCGUUGACGGGCUCUACCCGAUCCGCCCAAGCAACUCAAUCUCCAUCCCUUCCUUAUCCAGAUCCAUGGCUCUCUCUUCUGCUUCGUCUCUCCCAAGCCUUAACCAUUCCAGCGGUCAGGCGUCCAGUGCCUGUCGCUCCUGCUGCACAGGUUGCCCCGGCCCCUCAGCGCCGGCAGCCUGUUGUAGUUCCCCCCGUUCGUCCAGCGGUCCGGCGUCCAGUGCCUGCCGCUCCUGCAGCACAGGUUGCUCCGGCCCCUCAGCGCCGGCAGCCUGUUGUAGUUCCCCCCGUUCGUCCAGCGGUCCGGCGUCCAGUGCCUGCCGCUCCUGCAGCACAGGUUGCCCCGGCCCCUCAGCGCCGGCAGCCUGCUGUAGUUCCCCCCGUUCGUCCAGCGGUCCGGCGUCCAGUGCCUGCCGCUCCUGCAGCACAGGUUGCUCCGGCCCCUCAGCGCCGGCAGCCUGCUACUACUGUUGCUCCCGUUGUUCCAGCGGAAGUACCUCGUGUUCGGGUUCCCCCUCCCACUCCCACUAGGAAGAGGGGUGCCCAGACCGAGGUGCCUUCGCCUUCCACUUGUCGGGUUUCUGUUUUCGCCCGACUUUCUCACCCCGAGGUUGUUGGGCAGACCCCGACACUUCCCGUUGUUCCUGUUCCCGGUCCUGAUGUUCCUUCCUCUUCCACCUCCGGCCUUGGGAGAAGGGCCAGGAGGAAUAGGAACAGGAGACUUCGUUUAGCUGCGUCAGAGGCAGAGAGGCAGCAGAUGGCUGAUGCUAUAGCUCACCAGGAGCUAGUUGAGAGGACAGUGGCUCCCAGGCAGCGGAGGCCACGAUGA
This is a messenger RNA of Dendrobium catenatum, 1200 nucleotides long. RefSeq names its product translation initiation factor IF-2-like. Lineage: Eukaryota; Viridiplantae; Streptophyta; Magnoliopsida; Asparagales; Orchidaceae. The record is from RefSeq and is a predicted model, not a curated record. The transcript is spliced from 4 exons. The coding region runs from base 1 to 1200 and encodes 399 amino acids.